AACGCCCAGGGUCUUUAGGCCCUAUCACCAUGGACCCUCAUUUGACGGCGCUGCCCGAUCGUGCUGUUGGGACAUGCAUUUCCUUGGCCAUCCUGCUUCCAUAUAAAUGCUUUUCGCAUCGCGAUCGAGUUCUCCUGCUUUUGUGCCAUCGUACUAGAACCAUAUAUUCAAUUCUACGCUCUAAUGUCCAAUCGAGUCUAUAUCCUCUCUAGUCCAUUUCUUUCUACUUGGGCCGCAGUCCUUCCGCCGCCGCUUUCGAGAGAACCACCGUGAUAAGAGAACCUUUCCAAUUCAAUCCGACAGCCUCGUUGUCCCUUCAACCUAAAAGGAGGAAGAUGUCGUCUGCUUGGGGUGCGCGCCCUCACUGGCCGCCAUCUCCUAGUGUGGAGGAUGAAUCUGAAUCACUCGCUCAUGAACUGAAUGGAACUGCCACGUUAGCAGAGAAACCCGGGGAGGAAGGUGUUUGUGUGAGGGGGUCUAUCGACCAGUAUCCGAUCAUCCUGUCCAUGGAAAUGGUUCAGUCUACAACGGCCGAGUGCAACGCCAGCGAUACAUCCAGUGUCGAAGCCAUGUCGUCAAAUGAUAGCCAGGGUCCUGCAACCCCACCACCGACCCUGAAGGACGAGCCUGUCUUCCAUCAUGCGGAUGACUCUCUGCUGAGCUCCUCUUCAACUGUUCGUCCUCAUAGUCCUUUCGUCAAGGCCCCUGGAACCGACAGGCACGGAUCUCCGGCAAGAACAGUCAUAGCGGAGCCAGGAAAGAAGAAGAGACAUAACCCUGUGGAUGAUGAAGUUGUAUCUCGUCAACCCGGAAACCUUCAUGUCUCUACGGAAGUCCUGGAACCGUCUCCCGAAUACGCCCUGUCCCCUGAAGUCACGGUGCAAAGGUCGCUCGUGAACGUCCAGGAACUCGAACGGCAAGCGCUGAAGCAGUCAUCUGCAUGGGACUCCCCAGACAUUGUUGAAAGACGGCCACCGCCAAAACGGAACGCGCCCAACAUGCACCGCGGUCAAUCUGACCAGGUGGUAUAUCAUAAACGACGAGGUGCGGCGUCUGCGAGACAGAGCCAUGACCAAGGCUGGUCCUAUCAUGAGCCGCGCAGUGACCGUCCAAAAAGUGAAGAAUUCGCUGAUCUCAGGCACGGGCAUAAAUUACUUCCACACCCACUCAACCCCGAUGAGCCACGGCGAGGAUCCCCCCUGAAAUACGACUAUUAUUCUGAUACCGGAAUCGCUCAUGACAUGACCCAAGAUUCUUAUGAUCGACGACGGAAGUCGACAUCCGCGGAGAGUCAUGUCAGCUCCAACAGGAGAAGAAGUACUGUGUCUGAGAACGUUCGCGCUAGAUCUAGCAGCCCCGAGUCUCCAGGAGCGUACUCUGCCUGGGAUCCAUCUGCAUAUUUUGAGAGCUCGCCGAGCAGGUCUACUGCGGUUGAUGCAUCAGAUAGCUACGACCAAAGCUGCCCCGUCAAGCAUCAGAAACCUGGAGCCGGCUACUACUCUAAUGUUCCUCUGCCUGCUUCUGCCCCUCAGUCUCCGCUUCAGAGAGCCUGUGUUCCAAGGUCCUAUUCUCAGCUGGCACCCCAUCUGCAGUGCUUGUCAUCUGCCGCUAGCCCACCUCCGAGUAGCAGGAGAGAGAUUGUCACUUCUUCUCCUAAAUCGGUGGCUCAGAAUACAUGUGUUGCCCUCGCACCGAUUCAGGAACCUUCAAGAUCCUCUUCGCGCAGAAGAAGGACAGUCUCGUUCUCCCCGGAGCCCGUCCAGGCAUCGUCCUCUUCACGUGUCAGCCGAUCAAGGGCUCCAUCGAAGACGCGAUCAUCCAGGCAGAGUUCUCCAUGCAAAGAGCUUGUAGUCCGCCGUUCUUCUCCAGAACCCGGCAAUCUCUGCCUUCUCCCUUGCCCGCGAUCUGUGCCGAUCACUGGCUACCAGGACUGGUACACUAUCCGCGGAUUGACGCAUCUUGACAUCUGCCCGUCUUGCAUGAAGCAAAUGGCCAAAUCGAAGUUCCGUGACUUCUUCAUUCCAAGCUUGCCAAAGCCUCGUGGCCAGAUGGUGCGCUGUUCCAUGAGCGAGCCAUGGGCACGGCUAGCCUGGCUUCAGACCAUUAAGCAGGGGUACAGUGAUCUUGAGAUUCUCUAUCAGAUUACGCGGCCGUCUUCAGGAACCAAGCCAUGUUCUGGUCGAACAGCUUCUAUUCAGUCUUGGUACAAAGUCAUCGAACCCGAAACAGGAUCGAGCCUUCCAAGAUUCAACGCCUGCCAGGCCUGUGUUCGCAAUAUCCGCAUACUUAUGCCAGCUCAUCGUGAUAGCUUCAAGUGCAGUACUCUGGUGCAAGAGCGGAUUUGCGAUCUCGCCACCGACAGUCCCCGUUUUGUCCAGUACAUCGACUUGUUGGAUGCUGCAGCCAACGAAUGUGAGUACAAGCGUCUGCCAUCCCCGGACAUGCAGGCCUUCGUGGACUACGCUAGGCGCAAGACCUCGUUUCACCAUUGCCGCCGCGACAGGCUCAUUCUCAGCACGUGGCAUUAUAUCCCCGAGCUUCCAGAGUUCUCUAUUUGCGAGGACUGCUAUGAUGACGUUGUACGGCCACUUGCCAAAGCCGACAAACCCAUCGCAAGGCUGGUGUCACGUACCAUGCGGCUUCUCCCGGGCUAUGGACCAGAUCUGUGUCGAGAGGCGAGCUGUCAACUAUACUCACCUCGCAUGCGUACUCGGUUCAGGGAAGCUGUGCAGAACAAUGAUUACUCGUAUCUGAAGUUGGCAGCGCUGAAGAGAUACCAAGCUGAGCUCCGUUUCCGCGAGAGAAAGGCCAAGCUCCUGGCCGAUGAGAGGAAGGGCUAUGACUGCGACACCGAGCUCCGAAUCAACGCCGAGGAGUGGAAGAAAUGGGAGUGAGACUUGAGACAUCCAUCUUUGUUAUUCAAACAUGUUAUUAUUUAUUGUGACAGUUGACCUGUACAAUCUUUCCCAAUUUGGCGGCGCGCUCUAGCACAGAUUGUUUUAUCACACGGUGGAAGGACAUCGUUGCAGGGAGGAAAAA
Messenger RNA from Paecilomyces variotii, 3039 nucleotides. RefSeq lists its product as hypothetical. The record is from RefSeq and is a predicted model, not a curated record. The coding region runs from base 336 to 2894 and encodes 852 amino acids. The transcript has 2 exons. NCBI's taxonomy places the organism in Eukaryota, Fungi, Ascomycota, Eurotiomycetes, Eurotiales, Thermoascaceae.